This is a messenger RNA of Boleophthalmus pectinirostris (great blue-spotted mudskipper), 821 nucleotides long. Its product is annotated as leucine-rich repeat-containing protein 72. The record is from RefSeq and is a predicted model, not a curated record. Bases 1 to 609 code for a protein of 202 amino acids. Lineage: Eukaryota; Metazoa; Chordata; Actinopteri; Gobiiformes; Gobiidae. The transcript has 4 exons. Gene Ontology annotation, molecular function: protein binding.
AUGUCAGACAUGGAGCAGAGCAGCUCGGUGCCGCAGGCUCAGCCCAGUUACCAGUGGCUUUCUUUUGCCUAUCAGAGCCUCACAGAGAUCCCCUAUGACCCCAUCCUCGUGCAGACCGAGACUCUCGAGGUCUUGGACUUAAGCUACAACCUGCUCCAGGAUCUCUAUUGGAACCCGGCUCUCCUGGGUCGCCUGGAGAAGCUCAGCACUCUGAUCCUGGACUGCAACAGCUACACGUCCCACGUCAAGUUCCCCUACAUGGACACGCUCACCACCCUGUGCAUCAACAAGAACAAGAUCAACAACCUGCCCGUGUUUGUGGAGGAGGUCAGGAAGAAGUUCCCAAACAUCAAAAUAUUGAGUAUGAUGAACAAUGAGGCUGCCCCGAGUUAUUUCAACGGAGGAAGUCUGACUCAGUACAAAGACUACAGAUUAUAUGUGAUCAGUCAAAUCCCAGGGCUGGAGAUCUUGGAUGACACAGAGGUGAUGGAGAAGGAGAGAAUUCAGGCGAGAAAAACGUACAGACUUCACAGAGUCAGCUACAGCAACAAGAGGAGGAAGGAGGAACUGUCCAAGAAACGCAUCAAGAAAUCAAAUUCUGUCAUCUGAUCGACUUUUAAUGCGCACAGCCUUCAAGAUAUUUGCUUGUAGGAUUGUUUUCAAUUGUUACGAUGGCAUAGAGCUUAAAUAUCUGCAGGAGCGUUGAACUGAAGGGGUAAAUUUUGUUGUUUACCCAGGGAAACACAGUCUGUAAUGUGUAUUUUUCAUGUAGAGAUCAUAAUCCGGGCCACGAUUGUUGUUCUUAAAUUCAGAAUUUUGUG